Molecule: messenger RNA, 822 nt
Organism: Melampsora larici-populina 98AG31
Lineage: Eukaryota; Fungi; Basidiomycota; Pucciniomycetes; Pucciniales; Melampsoraceae
Exons: 9
Coding region: 1-822 (273 amino acids)
Source: RefSeq, a predicted model, not a curated record
AUGCCACAAAAUUCAACUAUAGCUGCUAGUGGAUCACGUGGAUCAAGAGAACAAGAAGAAGUCGUAGAGGGGAAACCUGAUCAGCCCCGAGAAGUACAAUGCAAAGGUUUUAUGAUCACCGAGUCCGAUGCGUUCAAAAUCAAACGCAAGAUGGACUUUCAUCAUUUUAUUAUGAAAUCACAAACACAAGAUCAAAUUCCUCAACCUUGGGCUUUCCUCCACAUCUCACAGGAUGAUGAUACUUUAUUUCAUUCAAUUGCGUGUAUGAACUUUGAACAUUUACUAUUUUGUCGACUUUUACUAGGAGCGUGUCUAUCUAGUAUCACAUCUGGGCUCAUGUCUGUUACUUCAAGGUUACUGGUUUGUAAUGAACGGCAUACUUUUACAAAGCAUUUUAAUGGCCCACGAUGGUUUGAUAGGGAACAGGCUGUUGAGGCCAUAUGUGACGUUAAGACUUGGAUUUGGUUUGUAUAUAUGAUACUCGUCAACAUUCCCAACAUCACAUGCCAUCAAGCAUUACUGUUUUCAUUUUUCGAAUAUUCAGCUCGCAACACAACAGCGCUGAGCUGCACAUUUAGUUUGAUGCAUAUCAUCAAUAUUUACAUAGCCAUGUAUCUUUUGAGAUGUUUUAGUGGAGCCAGAGCCUACGUAGGGAUCUUCAUGCAAAUCCCCAAUGUUAUAGGUACAGUGCUAGCCAUCAUGGCACCUGAAAAUAGCAAGGGGACUCUGAUCGCGUCUAUAUACCUUACUUGGUUCUCUCCUAUUGCCUAUAUUAUUGCUCUUGACCUGAUCAUCUCUAACACGAAUGGUCAUACGAGUUGA